AUGCUGCCCAAAUUCAGCUCACUACCUUUAUUCCGAUCCCCAAUCCACAAGCCAAUCUCCCCUCACAUUCUUCUCCAGCUCACCGCCUCAAUCUCCUCCCUGAAAGUCGUGUGGCGAAAGGACUAUAAGCUCGAUCAAGCCAUCGAGAACGACAAAAAAUGGCGUCUCUGUGCUAGGGUCGUAAGAGAGGUCAUAAACGAACCGGGUCGGGCCAUCCCUCUUCGCUACUUGGAAAACCGCCGCGCGCGACUUCGUCUGCGCGUCAAAGCUCGAACCUUUAUCGACAAAAACCCAGGCUUGUUCGACGCCUACAUGGACAGAGUCAGGCCCAGAUCCGACCCGACUACCUUCAUUCGGGCCAGUGACCGACUGAACCGGUUCCUGGAGGAGGUGAAAGCAAUCUACGAGGCGAACGAGCCACGGAUCGUCGAAAAGCUUUGUAAACUGCUGAUGAUGGCCAAGGACAGGGUCAUCAGCGCAGAUAAACUGGUCGAGGUGAAGAGGGAUUUCGGUUUUCCUGAUGAUUUUCUGGUUAAUUUAGUACCAAAAUACCCUGAAUAUUUCAGGCUGUACGGCGAGCCCGGAGAAGGAAGAUCCUUUCUCGAGCUGGUCGAAUGGAAUAACGAGUUUUCCCGAUCGGUUAUCGAAAAACGGGCGGACGAUGAGUAUGAAUUGACCGGGAUCAGGGUUCGGCCUGCAUUCGUCUGGAAGCUUCCUCCGGGCUUUUUCAUAAAGAGGGGGAUGAAGGACUGGGUUAAGGACUGGAUGGAAUUGCCUUAUAUUUCUCCUUACGAGGACAUCUCGAAUUUAAGUCCCGCCUCGCCGGAGAUGGAGAAAAGGAUGGUCGGUGUUUUUCACGAGCUGCUCUCGCUAUCGGUCCAUAAGCGGGUCCCAGUGCCGGUGCUCGGAAAAUUCUGCCACGAGUUCAGAUUCUCGAACGCUUUCGCGAGUGUCUUCACGAGGCAUUCGGGGAUUUUCUACAUGUCGCUCAAGUGUGGGAUUCAGACUGCUGUGUUGAGGGAGGCGUAUAAGGGCGAGGAGUUGGUUGAUUGCGACCCGAUUCUUGAGAUUAAGGGUAAAUUUAUCGAGUUGCUGAACGAGGGGCAGAAGAUGAGGGCCGAUCGGUUUAGGGUCGAGUCAGGGCACACGGUCCUGGUUCACGCAGCAGCCGGUGGGGUGGGGUCCCUUUUGUGCCAGUGGGCUAAUGCACUUGGGGCCACUGUUAUUGGGAUGGUCUCUACAAAGGAGAAGGCAAAUCAAGCCAAAGAAGAUGGGUGCCACCAUGUCAUAUUGUAUAAAGAAGAAGAUUUUGUUACACGUGUCAACGAGAUAACCUCUGGUAACGGCGUUGAAGUUGGAUGUUGGGAAGCACACUUUCGAGGGGUCGAUCACUAUCAGCAUGAGCUGUUGCUGAAAUAUGAUAUUACUGCAGACAAUGAUUCUAUAGUGACCGUCGGAGAUUGUAAGCGUGAGCUUAUGCUUCUGCAUGGGCCAUCAGUACUGGCUGCUGAGGUUAAAACAAGACGAAGCAGAACCCCUGUGUCAAAAGAAACCCCACCGAGAAAGAAAAACGGCAUACCAAACCAAAGGAAACCGAAAUCCGUCGUCUCCACCCCACUGAGAAUACCAAAAUCUGCCGUCUCCGAGCCGCCAUCCGUCCUUGAUUGCAGAAAACCCCACCUUAAUGUGGGAACAAUCGGGCAUAUUGGUCAUGGGAAGACUACCCUCACUGCGGCAGUCAUUAAGGUGGGGUUUUCUGCAAUCAAGGACGGAUGGCGGCUCGGAGAUGGCAGAUUUUGGUAUUCUCAGUGGGGUGGAGACGGCGGAUUUCGGUUUCCUCUGGUUUGGUAUGCUUUUUAUUUCUCGGUGGGGUUUCUUUUGACACAGGGGUUCUGCUUCGUCUUGUUUUAA
Molecule: messenger RNA, 1911 nt
Organism: Striga hermonthica
Lineage: Eukaryota; Viridiplantae; Streptophyta; Magnoliopsida; Lamiales; Orobanchaceae
Source: the annotation of a GenBank genome assembly